GCAAGGCAGGAACUAGCGGUUCCUCGCGUGUGCUUCCUGGGACAGAUCUCCCUGUUACACUAAUAGGCUCCAUUUAUUGGAGAAAUUUAGCUUUCUGGAGCUAUGGUGAUUUUGCGGGAGGGACUUUGUCCUGGAUUAACAGCUGACAUGAUUGGAGCGCUAAAAACGAACAAUGUGAAAACAGUGGUUGAUUUAGUUGCUUCUGAUUUAGAAGAAUUGGCCCAGAAAUGUUCUCUGUCAUACAAGGCUUUGGUAGCUGUGAGACGGGUGCUGCUUGCUCGGUACUCGGCAUUUCCCACCAAUGCUGCAGAUUUGUAUGAAGAACUGAAGGGCUCCACUGCCAUCCUUCCUACAGGCAACCAGAAGCUAGACUUUCUAUUGGAUUCUGGAUUAUACACAGGGGAGGUGACAGAGAUUACAGGAGCAGCUGGCAAUGGAAAGACACAGAUGUGCCAUAGCAUUGCAGUCAAUGUGGCGUACGGUCUGAAGCAGAGCGUGCUUUAUAUAGAUACCACAGGAGGACUGACAGCCUCCCGCCUGUUGCAGUUGGUACAGUCCAGGACCGAAAAGGAAGCUGAUCAGAUAGCCGCUCUACAGAGGAUCGAGAUCAUCCAUGUUUUUGAUGUCUACAAACUAUUAGAUUUACUCCAGGAUCUGAGAUGUAACAUUUCCCAACAGCUUUUGAGAUCUGGGGAACCACUUCGACUUGUGAUUAUUGAUUCUGUCUGUGCUGUUAUUUAUCCAAUACUCGGAGGCAAACAGACAGAAGGCAUGGCUAUUAUGAUGUAUUUAGCGAAGGAAUUACAGAUGUUGGCACAUGACUUCAAACUAGCUGUUCUAACAACAAAUCACGUCACUAAAGAUGGAUUUAAUGGCAUCCGGCCAGCCCUGGGUCGUUCUUGGAGCUUUGUCCCCAGCACUCGCAUUUUGUUGGAGAGGCCGGAACGUAGCUUGGAGAGUGAACAUCGCAUUGCGUCCCUUAUCAAGUCACCACGGCUGCCUACUAAUCUUCAAGUAGAGGUGCAGGUCGGAUGCUUUGGAACACUGGACGAAAUGAAGCCAGUCUCUGCCUCUGCAUUAUAGUAGCUCACUUUGAACAUUAAAAACUGUAUUCCAUGGUAAAUGUCUACACAGUUAAAUGGAAGUUGAAGCACUACUGGCUUGUACAAUUGAUUGAAAAGACUGCAAAGACUAAAAUAUGGAUUGUGGGUGUUUACUUUGUAAACCGAUGAGACGCAAUGUUA
Molecule: messenger RNA, 1244 nt
Organism: Pelobates fuscus (common spadefoot toad)
Lineage: Eukaryota; Metazoa; Chordata; Amphibia; Anura; Pelobatidae
Gene: RAD51D
Product: RAD51 paralog D
Exons: 11
Coding region: 103-1083 (326 amino acids)
Biological process (GO): DNA strand invasion; reciprocal meiotic recombination; telomere maintenance
Cellular component (GO): replication fork; Rad51B-Rad51C-Rad51D-XRCC2 complex; centrosome
Molecular function (GO): ATP binding; four-way junction DNA binding; ATP-dependent DNA damage sensor activity
Source: RefSeq, a predicted model, not a curated record